AUGUGUUUCGGCUCGUCAAGCAGCAAGAAGAACAGCUCUCUGCCUCCACGGCAGGUCAACGUUGUGUCCAGUCGGCCUGCAAAAGCCAGCUAUGGGUAUAAAAAAUAUCCAAAGCGUGGUAAACAUAAUGGUUCCGGCGGGGAUGGAGGAGGAGAUGGUGGUGGUGGAGGCGGCGGUGAUGGAGGAUGUGGAGGUGGUGAUGGAGGAGGUGGAGGGGGUGGUGGCGAAUAA
Molecule: messenger RNA, 231 nt
Organism: Penicillium soppii
Lineage: Eukaryota; Fungi; Ascomycota; Eurotiomycetes; Eurotiales; Aspergillaceae
Exons: 1
Coding region: 1-231 (76 amino acids)
Source: RefSeq, a predicted model, not a curated record